Phalacrocorax carbo (great cormorant) is the source of this 3604-nucleotide messenger RNA. NCBI's taxonomy places the organism in Eukaryota, Metazoa, Chordata, Aves, Suliformes, Phalacrocoracidae. The record is from RefSeq and is a predicted model, not a curated record.
AUGGCGCUGGAGCGGGCGCUGCUGGCGGCGCGGCAGGGCGACGUGGAGGCGCUGCGGGGGCUGCGGGCGGCUGGGCUGCUCCGUCCGGGGCUGCGGGACGCCCUGGGCGCCUCCCCCGCACACCACGCCGCCCGCGCCGGCCGCCUCGCCUGCCUCCGGUACCUGGCGGCCGAGGCCGCGCUCCGCGGGGACGCGCGGGCGCGCAACGGGGCCACGCCGGCCCACGACGCUGCCGCCACCGGCAACCUCGCCUGUCUCCAGUGGCUGCUCACGCAGGGGGGCUGCGGUGUGCAGGACACAGACAACUCCGGUGCCACCAUCUUACACCUUGCAGCCCGCUUCGGUCACCACGAGGUGAUUGACUGGCUCCUCCGCUUCGGGGGCAGCGACCCCACGGCAGCCACUGACACAGGAGCGCUGCCUGUCCACUACGCCGCGGCCAAAGGGGAUUUCCCUUCCCUGCGACUCCUCUUGGGACACUGCCCCAGCACGCUGAGUGCCCAGACCAAGACGGGGGCCACCCCGCUGUACCUUGCCUGCCAGGAGGGCCACCUGGAGAUCAUCCAGUACCUGGUGCAGGACUGCGGGGCUGACCCCCACGCGCGCGCCCAUGACGGCAUGACCCCGCUGCACGCCGCCGCCCAGAUGGGCCACAACACUGUCAUCGUCUGGCUGAUGAGCUUCACGACGGUGAGUCUGUCGGAGCGGGAUGCUGAGGGGGCCACGGCCAUGCACUUCGCUGCCAGCCGUGGCCAUGCCAAGGUGCUGAGCUGGCUGCUGCUUCACGGUGGGGAGAUCACCACCGACAGCUGGGGCGGCACGCCACUGCACGACGCUGCCGAGAAUGGCGAGCUGGAGUGCUGCCAGAUCCUGGUGGUGAACGGUGCUGACCUCAGCGUCCGUGACCAGGACGGUUACACGGCGGCCGACCUCGCUGACUACAACGGCCACAGCCACUGCGCGCAGUACCUGCGCACCGUGGAGAACAUGAGUGUGGAGCACCGCGUGCUGUCACGAGACCCCUCGGCAGACGGGGAGUGCCGGCAGCCCGACUCGGGCAUGUCAUCACCCAACACCACAGCGUCGGCGCCCCAGGCGCGCUUCGAGGUGGGCUCCCCUGCCAGCACCCUCUCCAACUACGACUCCUGCCACUCCAGCCAGUCCAGCACCGGGGAGAAGAGGGGUGGCCCCCCAGGGGCCCCCACCGCCCGGGUGCCGGAGCCAGCGCUGACGGACAUGCAGGCGUACAUGGACAUGCUGGACCCUGAGACGCGGCCGCGGGGCCGGGGGCCGGCAGUCGAGGGCCCACCACCACCACCACCCCCUGCCUUCCCCCCACCGCCGCCCCCGCCUCCCACCGCCCGGCCGCCCCCACCACCCCCUGGCUACCCUGCGCCUGCACCCCCUGCUGCCCCCCACACCGCCGACAUCUAUGUGCGGGCCAAGAACAACCUGCGGCAUGUGGAGAGCCAGGCGCUGCACCGAGAGCUGGCGUCGCGCGAGAGCAGCCCCGAGGGCCUGCACCGGGCUGACUCCACCAGGCGGUCGAGGAAUUUCAGCAAGCAGCCGAGCACCGGCGACUACUACAAGCACCUGGGGCACGGCACGGCUGAGCAGCCCGGCCCGCGGCGAAUGGCGCACAGCGAGGAGGCAUCGCCCAUCUCGGCGGACGCGAUGCGCAAUGGGGAGAGCAAGCCCGACAACGAGCUGCCGCCACCCCCGCCACCCCCGCCACUGCCCGAUGCUGCCUGCCCGCCACCCCCGCCGCCGCCCCCGCCGGCCGAGACCCCCGCCGCCCCCCGUCGCUCUUCCUCCUCCACGGGAAGAGGAAAGGCGCUCAGGCAGAUGAAGAGCACCAAGUCCUUCAACAUGAUGUCCCCCACCGGUGACAACUCGGAGCUGCUGGCCGAGAUCAAGGCUGGGAAGAGCCUCAAGCCAACGCCGCAGAGCAAAGGCUUCACUACUGUCUUCUCCGGCAGCGGCCAGGCAGGGGCCAACGCAGAGUCUCCGGUAUCCUCCCCAUCACCCACCAGGACGCCCACCCCACCAGCCACCCCUGAGGCAACCGGGCCGCCACGCUGCCUGCCAGGGGGCUCGCCAGAGCCGGUGCUGAAUGGGAGCUCACCAGUGCCAGCAGUGGGUGCUGGGGCAGCGGUGGAGGUGGAGGCGCUGGUGCCGAGCCACGACGAGCAGGGCCGGCCCAUCCCUGAGUGGAAGCGGCAGGUGAUGGUGCGCAAGCUGCAGCUCCGCAUGCAGGAGGAAGAGGAGCAGCGGCGCAAGGUAGGAGGGUCCCGCCCCGGGAGCCGCUCGCCACCCCCGUGCCGGCACGGGCCACCUGCCCGCAGAGGCACGCUGGGACCCACUGGGCAGCCAAUGCAGGAGGAGGACGUGCAGCACCUGGAGAGGCAGCUGGGGAGCCUGCGGGUGAUGCACAAGGUGCAGCCAGUGCAGCCGCUGCCAGAGCGGCUGAAGGAGGAGCUGCUGCCACUCCUGCCGCUGCCUGCCGCCCCUGUGCCCCAGCACUCUGCCCUCGCCUGCAAGGACCCACCCGCGCACGGCAGGCAGCCAGCCGCACUGCCCAGGAGCGUGACCGCACCACCGGCCGCCCUGAGGGGCCAGGAGGGCCCCAGGUCGAGGGGAGCAGUGGGAAGCCCCAGUGCCCAGCAUGAUGCCCAGCGUGAGAUCCUGGGCUGCGGCGUCUGCGUCCGCAGCCUCAAGGCCAACUACGAGGGGCCAGUGGGGGCCCCCACACCCCUCCCCAGGGUCACCAAGCGCAAGCGGGCUCAGUCCCCCAGCAGCACCCGCCAGCCAGUCCUGGAGGAGGAGUACAGGGAUGGGGCACUGCGGAGCAGCCAGCCGGCACCGCUGGAGCUGAGCAGCCCACGGGAGAGCACCAAGGCAUGCAAGGAACGCACCGUCUCCCUCUUCUUGGAGCACUGGAAGAAGCGGGCACUGGCGGCAGUGCCGGGCGAGGAGCGGCCGCGGUGGCCAGGAAGGCGGCGGCCAGCGGUGGGGCGGCUGCUGGCCCGCUGGAGGAGCGUUGCCCACCGGGUGCCGGGGCGGCAGAUCCGGCGGCUGAGCCGCGCUGCAGUGCUGUACUGGCCCCAGCACUUCCUGCCCCGCGUCAGCGGCUCACCCAUGCCCCACGACAGCCUCCCGCUUGACCUCUUCAUGCUGGGCUACUUCCAGCUGCUGGAGAUGCCGCUCAGCCCUGAGGAGCGGCGCUUCCGCCACCUCCUUUGCUAUGAGAUGUUUGACCGCUUGGGCAGCCACAGUUGGCAUCACGUCCGCCACUUCCACCGCGUCGUGCUGGAGCGGGUUGAGGCCGGCCACUACUCCUGGCUCGAUGGCUUUGAGGAUCUUGUGCAGGAAUUUUUUGGAGAUGGCCCCGCCAUGGUGGCGGAGAGCCUGCCAGAACCCCCUACUGUGGCCCCGGGAGUGGAGCAGGCGGCAGUGCCGGUGCCGGUGCCAGAGCUGGGAGAGUUCAGCGAGGAGGACGUCUGCCGCUUCAUUGACCGCAGCUUCUCCUUCUGGAAGGAGAAGGAGGCGGAGAUGUCCGACACCUGAGUGUGGCGGGAUGCUGCAGGCUGUGCCAGUGGUGUGG